Eimeria mitis is the source of this 816-nucleotide messenger RNA. RefSeq lists its product as uncharacterized. The record is from RefSeq and is a predicted model, not a curated record. The transcript is spliced from 3 exons. Bases 1 to 816 code for a protein of 271 amino acids. Lineage: Eukaryota; Apicomplexa; Conoidasida; Eucoccidiorida; Eimeriidae.
AUGAAGAAGAAACCAGGGUCAGCAGCAGCAGCAGCAGCAGCAGCAGCAGCAGCAGCAGGAGUAGCAGCAGCAGGAGUAGCAGCAGCAGCAGCAGCAGCAGGAGUAGCAGCAGCAGCAGCAGCAGCAGCACCAGGAGUAGCAGCAGCAGCAGCAGCAGGAGUAGUAGUAGUAGUAGCAGUAGCAGCAGGAGUAGUAGUAGUAGUAGCAGUAGCAGCAGCAGCAGCAGCAGUAGCAGCAGCAGCAGCAGCAGCGGCUACUAUUCUUUCUGCUGCUUCUCUUUCUCCCCACAUUACCCCCCCUACAACACCUACAACCACACCUGCUGCUGCUUCUGCUUCUGCUGCUGCUGCUGCUGCUGCUGCUGCUGCUGCUGCUGCUGCUCAGGUUACCUCUAUACUAACAGUUCGCCGGCGUGAGGGUACGCCCCCAGCAGACUUGGUGUUGGAUGGUGAGGGUUUAGACUUAAGGAGGGUUUGGGUUGACGACAAGGAGGUGCGGCUAGAAGCAGACGAAGCAAAGUACCCUACUUUAUUAAGCAACGGAAACAAGAUAGAGGGGGGCCCCCUGGGGGGCCCCCAGGGGGGCCCCCAGGGGGGCCCCCCAGGCUAUCACUAUGCGGUACCCAAAAACCACCACAGGUUAGCUGCUGCUGCAGCAGCACCAGCAGCAGCAGCUGCAGCAGCAGCAGCAGUGGUAGUAGUAGUAGGAGGAGGAGGAGGAGGAGGAGAAGCAGCAGAAACGAAUGAGUUAGAGGGGCUGUUGCAGCAGCAACAGCAGCAGCAGCAGCAGCAGCAGCAGCAACAGCAGCAGCAGUAG